Messenger RNA from Pomacea canaliculata, 726 nucleotides. RefSeq lists its product as uncharacterized. Bases 1 to 726 code for a protein of 241 amino acids. The record is from RefSeq and is a predicted model, not a curated record. The transcript has a single exon. Lineage: Eukaryota; Metazoa; Mollusca; Gastropoda; Architaenioglossa; Ampullariidae.
AUGCCCACUACACCCACCAUGCCCACCACACUCGCCAUGCCCACCAUACUCACCAUGCCCACUACACCCACCAUACUCACCAUGCCCACCCACCAAACUCACCCAUGCCCACCACACUCUCCAUGCCCACUACACCCACCAUACUCACCAUGCCCACCACACCCACCAUACCACACUCACCACACCCACCAUGCCCAUCACACCCACCACACUCGCCACACCCACUAUAUUUCACCAUGCCCACUACACCACCAUGCCCACCACACUCGCCAUGCCACCAUACUCACCAUGCCCACCACACUCACCAUGCCCACCACACCCACCAUACUCACCAUGCCCACCACACCACCAUACUCACCACACCCACCAUACUCACCAUGCCCACCAUACUCACCAUGCCCACCACACCCACCAUACUUCACCAUGCCCACUACACCCACCAUACGCACCAUGCCCACCCACCAAACUCACCAUGCCCACCAUACUCACCAUGCCACCAAACCCACCAUGCCCACCACACCCACCAUACUCACCAUGCCCACUACACCCACCAUGCCCACCAUGCCCCCCACACUCACCACGCCCACCAAACUCACCAUGCCCACCACACACCUAAUGGCGACCUGGAAGAUUCAAAGAUACGAGGCUGUCAAAUCACAACAAAAAGGCGGAGGGACUGGACAGGUCAUUGGCACGCGAGUCGCUGUCAGGCGCAGCUGGACUUGA